AUGAAUGCCCACCCCAAGGAGAUGGUGCCCCUUGUGGGCAGAAGAGCUGUCCCCAGCGGGAACCCCGCCAUCUUGCAGGACAAGAGGACAGCAGAGCUCACUCCCACCAAGAAGAGUGCAUACUUCUUCCUGGAGAUAGAAGGGUUCGAGCCCAACCCUACUAUCGCCAAGACAUCUCCCCCGGUCUUCUCCAAGCCCAUGGACUCCAACAUCCGGCAGUGCAUCUCUGGCUGUGAUGACAUGGACUCCCCACAAUCUCCUCAAGAUGACGUGACAGAGACCCCAUCCAAUCCCAACAGCCCCAGUGUAAACCUGGCCAAGGAAGAGCAGAGGCGAAAAAAGAAGCGGCUGAAGAAAUGCAUCUUUGCGGCUGUGUCCGAGGGCAGCGUGGAGGAGCUGCUGGAGCUGCUGGUGGAGCUGCAGGAGCUUUGCAAACGGCGCCGUGGCUUAGAUGUGCCUGAUUUCCUCAUGCACAAGCUGACAGCCUCCGACACAGGGAAGACCUGCCUGAUGAAGGCCUUGUUAAACAUUAACCCCAACACCAAGGAGAUUGUGCGGAUCCUGCUGGCCUUUGCAGAGGAGAAUGGCAUCCUGGAGAGGUUCAUCAAUGCCGAGUACACAGAGGAGGCCUACGAAGGGCAGACCGCGCUGAACAUCGCCAUCGAGCGGCGGCAGGGAGACAUCACGGCCGUGCUCAUCGCCGCUGGCGCCGACGUCAACGCCCACGCCAAGGGGGUCUUCUUCAACCCCAAGUACCUGCACGAAGGCUUCUACUUCGGUGAGACACCCCUCGCCCUGGCAGCAUGCACCAAUCAGCCUGAGAUUGUGCAGCUGCUGAUGGAGAACGAGCAGACGGACAUCACCUCACAGGACUCACGGGGGAACAAUAUCCUCCACGCGCUGGUGACGGUGGCCGAGGACUUCAAGACGCAGAAUGACUUCGUGAAGCGCAUGUACGACAUGAUCCUGCUGAGGAGCGGCAACUGGCAGCUGGAGACCAUGCGCAACAAUGACGGCCUGACCCCGCUGCAGCUGGCCGCCAAGAUGGGCAAGGCCGAGAUCCUGAAGUACAUCCUCAGCCGUGAGAUCAAGGAGAAGUCGCUCCGGAGCCUAUCCAGAAAGUUCACUGACUGGGCCUAUGGGCCUGUGUCAUCCUCACUCUACGACCUCACCAACGUGGACACCACGACAGACAACUCAGUCCUGGAAAUCAUCGUUUACAACACCAACAUUGAUAACCGACACGAGAUGCUGACCCUGGAGCCCCUGCACACGCUGCUGCGGAUGAAGUGGAAAAAGUUCGCCCAGUACAUGUUCUUCCUGUCCUUCUGCUUUUAUUUCUUCUACAACAUCACCCUGACACUCGUCUCCUACUACCGUCCCCGGGAGGAGGAGGCUCUCCCACACCCCUUGGCUCUGACGCACAAGAUGGGGUGGCUGCAGCUCCUAGGAAGGAUGUUUGUGCUCAUCUGGGCCAUGUGCAUUUCUGUGAAAGAGGGAAUUGCCAUCUUCCUGCUGAGACCCUCGGAUUUGCAGUCCAUCCUCUCGGAUGCCUGGUUUCACUUCGUCUUUUUUGUCCAAGCAGUGCUUGUGAUACUGUCUGUCUUCUUGUACUUGUUUGCCUACAAAGAGUACCUCGCCUGCCUCGUGCUGGCCAUGGCCCUGGGCUGGGCGAACAUGCUCUACUACACGCGGGGAUUCCAGUCCAUGGGCAUGUACAGCGUCAUGAUCCAGAAGGUCAUUUUGCAUGAUGUCCUGAAGUUCUUGUUUGUAUAUAUCGUGUUUUUACUUGGAUUUGGAGUAGCCCUGGCCUCACUGAUUGAGAAGUGUUCCAAGGACAAGGAGGACUGCAGCUCCUAUGGCAGCUUCAGUGACGCGGUGCUGGAACUCUUCAAGCUCACCAUAGGCCUGGGCGAUCUGAACAUCCAGCAGAACUCCAAGUAUCCCAUCCUCUUCCUGUUCCUGCUCAUCACCUAUGUCAUCCUCACCUUCGUCCUCCUCCUUAACAUGCUUAUUGCCCUGAUGGGGGAGACAGUGGAGAACGUCUCCAAGGAGAGUGAACGCAUCUGGCGCCUCCAGAGAGCCAGGACGAUCUUGGAGUUUGAAAAACUGUUACCAGAGUGGCUGAGGAGCAGAUUCCGGAUGGGAGAGCUGUGUAAGGUGGCAGAGGAAGAUUUCCGACUGUGCUUACGGAUCAACGAGGUGAAGUGGACAGAAUGGAAAACACACGUCUCCUUUCUCAAUGAAGAUCCAGGGCCUGUGAGACGGACAGUGGAUUUCAACAAAAUUCAAGAUUCUUCCAGAAGCAACAGCAAAACCACCCUCAAUGCAUUUGAUGAAAUGGAUGAAUUUCCAGAAACUUCAGUGUAG
Molecule: messenger RNA, 2370 nt
Organism: Talpa occidentalis (Iberian mole)
Lineage: Eukaryota; Metazoa; Chordata; Mammalia; Eulipotyphla; Talpidae
Gene: TRPV3
Product: transient receptor potential cation channel subfamily V member 3
Exons: 17
Coding region: 1-2370 (789 amino acids)
Biological process (GO): calcium ion import across plasma membrane
Cellular component (GO): membrane
Molecular function (GO): calcium channel activity; protein binding
Source: RefSeq, a predicted model, not a curated record